Messenger RNA from Hibiscus syriacus, 996 nucleotides. RefSeq lists its product as uncharacterized. Bases 1 to 996 code for a protein of 331 amino acids. The record is from RefSeq and is a predicted model, not a curated record. The transcript is spliced from 4 exons. Lineage: Eukaryota; Viridiplantae; Streptophyta; Magnoliopsida; Malvales; Malvaceae.
AUGUUAACUGAUGUAAUUAUCAGUUACCUUCACCGAGUAGUUCUUGAUGUUGCACCUGUUCCUAUGCCUAUGCCUAUGCCAGCGAUAGAGGGGUGUAUGUUGGUAUUUGAGUACAGGGUGGAGUUUAUUUUCUUGAACGAUUACGCUAGAGAGAUAGUUUUGAUAGAGCCAGAGAGGUGUAAGAGGUUUAAGGAUGGUCUUAAGAGGGAGAUUAGUUUGUAUUUGGUUACUAGUUAUUCAGAUGUGUUUGAUAUUUUGGUGGAUCUGGCUAAAGAUGUUGACAAUACCUUGGGUAGUGAUCUAUUUCGAGAGUUCUCUAGAAAUAGAUUGAUAGAUCUUAGUUCCCAAAGUUGUCCGACGAAGAGAGGUCGAGGUUUUGAUCAUCGUGAUUCUCUUCAAAGGCAGUCCAGUAGGGUGACUAGUCUAGAUAUUCAGACAGUUAAGAAUUUUCUUGAUGUUUUUCCUGAAGAGAUUAUGGGUUUGCUGCCAGAGUGUGAGGUGGAGUUUCGCAUUGAUACUUAUACCGAUUCAGCUCUUGUGUUUAUUGCUCCUUAUCACAUGGAACCUAAGGUGUUUUCUAAGAUUAACUUUCAUUUAGGGUAUUACCAGUUGAAGGUUAGUGAGUCAGAUGUGAUAAUGACGUCUUUCCAGAAGCAUUAUGGUCACUAUGAGUUAUUGGUGAUGGCGUUUGGGUUGACGAAUGCACCUGCUGCUUUAAUGGAUCUGAUGAAUUGUGAGUUUCAACUGUAUCUAGAUCAUUUUUUGGUGUUGUUCAUCAAUGAUAUCUUGAUGUAUUCAUGUUCUGAGGAAGAGCAUGAUUUGCAUCUUACGAUUGUCUUACAAGUGUUGAGGGAAAACAACUUGUAUGCGAAGUUUUCUAAGUGUGAGUUUGGGUUGAGUGAGGUAGUGUUCCUCGAUCAUGUUGUUUCAGCUGAGGGUAUUCGGGUUGAUCUUGUUGGGAUUUAUGAUGAUCUAUCGAUCAACCGAAAAUGUUAA